UCCGAACGGCCCUAUUAUAGUGAAGGACAGUCGGCACCGCUACCAAACAAAGUCCAUGAAUGGACCUUUUGGAGAGGUUGGAAUCGUGAUUGUUGAUUGAAAAACGUCGAUUCUGUUAGGGUUUGGUGCUUAAAUGACCCUUAACGACUUUUAUUAGUACUUUAUUCAAUAAGUUUGCUCCGCGAUGUUUUGCUUGCUGGUAAGUGAUUCUGGAGCUCGGGUGCCUCUGGAGGACGGACGAGCGGUUCUGUUGGGUCGGGGUCCGGACACCGGAGUCGCCGACAAGAAGUGUUCCAGACACCAAGUGAAGGUGGUGGCUUGCUUUGCAGACCAGGAUGUGGUUGUUACUCAGCUGGGACCCAAUCCCAGUUUUCUGGAGGACGAGAAGCUUGGUCGCGGCCAGUCUGGUAAACUCGGUCAUGGGGGUACCCUCUACCUGGUCAACCAGAAAUACCCGUUUCAAGUUUGCUUCACUUCAGAUUCAGACAGUGUGCCGGACGCACAUAAAGGGCUGAAAGAUACAAGAAAAACACAAGGCGGGAAAAACGGGCGGGAUAAACAAGCGCCUUGCAGUCCGCCCAAGCGCAGUAUUAAGGAUUUUUUUUCUGCUUCUCCUAUGAAGUCGUCAAAAAGGCAGCUGAGCUCAGAAAGGGAGCAUCCUGAUGCAAAGCGUCCCAGAGUACAUGAGACGUCCUCAGGUGGAUGGAAUAAAGAGGAAGUAGAUGAAGAUGAGAGAUGCGUUGAGGAAAAGCUCAGGCAGCUGCAGGAAUUGGCAGAAAAGUCCGAGAGCUGCGACGACGAUACCAAGCCCGCAUCAUCUUCGGCUUCUUCCUCCUCCUCUUCGGUCUGCGUAAAGAGCACGUGGCAGCACAUCGGCAACCUCAUGCUUUAUACGGCAGCUGGCGUCAGAGGAAGCGACAAGAUUGCUGGCUUUGACAUAGAUGGCUGCGUCAUCACCACGAAAUCAGGCAAAGUCUUUCCGACUGCACCGGAUGACUGGAAGAUUCUCUACCCUGAGAUUCAACCUCGGCUGGCUAGCUUGAUCAAAAAAGGGUACAAGGUGGUGUUCUUUACCAACCAAAUGGGGAUCGCUAGAGGAAAACUCAAACCAGAGGUCUUCAAAUCAAAAGUGGAAGACAUCCUCGCCACACUGCAGCUGCCUGUGCAGGUGUUUGUAGCAAGUGGACCGGGAAUCUACAGAAAACCGACAAUGGGAAUGUGGAAUCACUUGUGUGAAAAGGCCAAUGGUGGUGUUCCUGUUGACAAGACACAGAGUUUUUAUGUUGGAGAUGCUGCAGGUCGGCCUGAGAAUUGGGCUCCGGGGAAGAAGAAGAAGGACUUCUCCUGCAGUGACAGACUGUUUGCUCUGAAUAUCGGAUUACAAUUCCACACUCCGGAGGAGUACUUCCUGGGUUGGAAAAGCGCUCCUUACAGCCUACCACAAUUUGACCCUAGGAAGCUUGACUCCACUGCCCAACUGUAUGAGCCGUCGUCCGCCUCGCUCACCUCCAGCCAGCCAGAAGUCAUCGUGGCUGUGGGUUUCCCUGCAGCGGGUAAAUCCACAUUCUUCCACACGCAUAUUAUCCCAAAGGGUUACGUGUAUGUCAACAGGGACACGCUUGGUUCAUGGCAGAAUUGUGUGGCUGCAUGUCAGCGUGCUCUGAAAGAAGGCCGCAGCGUCGCCGUAGACAACACCAACCCUGACCCGGAGUCCCGCAAACGUUACUUGGACGUGGCCAAAGCGGCGGGGGUGACCUGUCGUUGUUUUCACUUCUCAGCCACUCUGGAACAAGCAAAACACAACAACAGAUUUCGCGAGAUGAUGCCCUCCGACAGCAAACACAUGAAAGUCAAUGACAUGAUUUUCCAAAGCUAUAAAAAACACUUUGUGGCUCCUGUUCUCUCCGAGGGAUUCUCCGAGAUUCUCAGCAUCCACUUUGUACCGAACUUUAAAGACAGCCAGUCAGAAACAUUGUUCAGACAGUUCUCAGAGGGAUGACGGUCUUAAGUUUUGCUUUCAUCAACAACAAAUAAAGAUUCCGAACAAAUGUCCCUAGCAAGUAACGAUCAUGAAGGAAAAACGUGGACAAAUCAACCAGGAUGAUUUUUCAUGUAAUGUCACUCGUCUAUUAAGUUUAAGAGAAACAUGUACAAAAAUUGAUUAGACUGUAAGCUUUCUAUAUCAACAUUGACAAUAAAUAGUAC
Doryrhamphus excisus (bluestripe pipefish) is the source of this 2205-nucleotide messenger RNA. It is a transcript of the gene pnkp, whose product is annotated as polynucleotide kinase 3'-phosphatase. The record is from RefSeq and is a predicted model, not a curated record. Gene Ontology annotation, biological process: DNA repair. Gene Ontology annotation, molecular function: protein binding; polynucleotide 3'-phosphatase activity; ATP-dependent polydeoxyribonucleotide 5'-hydroxyl-kinase activity. NCBI's taxonomy places the organism in Eukaryota, Metazoa, Chordata, Actinopteri, Syngnathiformes, Syngnathidae. Gene Ontology annotation, cellular component: nucleus.